Messenger RNA from Exophiala aquamarina CBS 119918, 2649 nucleotides. Its product is annotated as glucan 1,3-beta-glucosidase. The record is from RefSeq and is a predicted model, not a curated record. The transcript is spliced from 2 exons. NCBI's taxonomy places the organism in Eukaryota, Fungi, Ascomycota, Eurotiomycetes, Chaetothyriales, Herpotrichiellaceae. The coding region runs from base 1 to 2649 and encodes 882 amino acids.
AUGACUCUCUUAUCACGUUCCGCUACGAUGCUGAUCUCCUGCAGUUUACUCCUCCUGCCUUGGCUUGCCUCGGCUGCUCCCAAACCUCUUGCACCUUCUCUUCCAGGCCGUCAAGCUCCUGCUUCUCCGUACUGGCUCUCUCAGAUUCAGAGACAAGGUACAGUGGCUUACGGAGCAAACUCUGCCGGCUACAAGGUCUUUCGCAAUGUCAAGGAUUACGGAGCUGUUGGUAAUGGUGUGACUGAUGAUACUGUUGCUAUCAACAAUGCAAUUGCAGAUGGUCAACGAUGUGCCCUCAACUGUGACAGCUCAACCACGGUUCCUGCAAUUGUCUAUUUCCCACCUGGCAUUUAUGCUGUCUCGGCUCCGAUCAUUCAGUAUUACUACACUCAAUUCGUUGGGGACGCUCUCAGUCUGCCCACCCUACUCGCACUCCCUUCAUUUGAGGGUAUUGCCGUUGUCGAUACUGAUCCUUAUAUCCCUGGGGCAAGUGGUGCUCAAUGGUACACCAACCAAAACAAUUUCUAUCGUCAGAUGCGCAACUUUAUCGUUGACAUUACCCAGAUGCCUGAGGAUAAAGGUGCCGGUAUCCACUGGCAGGUCGCACAAGCUACUAGCCUGCAAAACAUCGUCUGUAACAUGCGCCCUAAGAGCUCCACAAACAAGCAACAGGGCAUUUUUAUGGAUAAUGGCUCUGGAGGCCUCAUGACUGAUCUCGUCUUCAACGGGGGCAACUAUGGCGCCUUUCUGGGCAACCAACAAUUUACCACCAGAAACAUGACUUUCAAUGGAUGCAACACCGCUAUCUUCCUCAACUGGGCGUGGAUUUGGACCUUGAAAUCCUUGACCAUUGAUCAGUGCGAUGUUGGUGUUGAUAUGUCCAACUUGGCGAACUCAACCAACCAGACCGUUGGCUCGGUCCUCAUUCUCGACAGUAUUAUGAGCAAUACCGGUGUCGGUGUCCUGACUUCAUAUAAUGCCACCAGCCAGCCAGCUACCGGUGGAACACUGAUCAUGCACCAUGUUGAUCUUCGUACCACCCGGGUUGGUGUAGUAGGUGCCAAUGGUGUGGAUCAGAUCCUCCCUGGCUCGCUUAUAAUCGAUGCUUGGGGUCAGGGUGAUACCUACCGGUCUCUGGCCUUCAAUGGGAGUCAACCAGUUAAACGCGCCCCACAGGGGCCGCCAUCGGAAUCUUCUCAACCGUGUUCGUCAGUUAUUACAACUACUGUCGUUAUCACAUCAACUGCUACAGCCAAUCGUACUCUCAUGACGACAGCUGUCACCAUUACUGUUUCUCCAGUACCCACUUCCGCGAACUCCAACCAUACUUUAGUCCCGACUUCAAGAACAACAUCACUCAGCAACGGAACCGCCACAUCUUCUGCGACCCCCAUCCCAAGUACAUGCACCCUUGGUGCCCUUCCAUUUGCAGCCGCUCGAAUUCAACAGAAAUUGAUCGCACCGUCCAUUUCAUCUUCGCUCCUAGGAAAUUCGGGGGUCUUUUCUCGCUCCAAACCUCAGUAUGAAACUGUUCCUGCUUCAUCUUUCAUCAGUGUCAAAUCUGCUGGGGCUAAAGGCGACGGGAUCACGGAUGAUACUGUGGCAAUCCAGAACAUUUUCAACAGUGCAAGUCCAGAUCAAGUUGUCUAUUUUGAUCAUGGAGCCUAUGUUAUCACGCAGACAGUGAAUGUCCCAUCGAACAUCCGAGUCACUGGUGAGAUCUGGCCACUCGUCAUGGCCAGCGGCCAAUUCUUCAGGGACAGCACUAGACCCCAGCCAGUUUUCCGAGUAGGUCAAAGUGGCGAUAUAGGAUCGGUCGAGAUCUCGGAUUUGAUCUUCGAAACCAUGGGUCCUCUUCCAGGUGCAGUGAUGAUGGAAUGGAAUGUUGCUGAAUCCAGUCAAGGCUCCUGCGGAAUGUGGGAUGUUCAUUUCCGAAUUGGUGGUUCUGCCGGAACCCAGUUACAGCAAGAUAUUUGCAUGGCCAAUGUUGCUGGGUCAAGUGAAUUUAAGCCAGAGUGUGCUGGAUCGUUCCUUAUGAUGCACAUCACUCAGCAGGCAACUGCAUACCUUGAGAAUUGUUGGUUCUGGGUUGCUGACCAUGAACUCGACCUACCCAUGCACAAUCAGACCAACAUUUACAAUGGACGUGGUCUCCUGGUGGAGAGUAGAGGUCCGGUAUGGUUGUGGGGCACUUCAUCAGAGCAUCAUCAGCUCUACAAUUACCAGUUCAACAAUGCACAGGACGUCUUCAUGGGAGCAAUUCAGACCGAGACAGCAUAUAUGCAAUCCGCACCCAAUGCUUUGGAUGGCGGCUUCUCCCCGGUCGAAUCCAUCGGGGAUCCGAUGUUCGAUGACUGCACUAAUGACGCAUGCAAGAAGACAUGGGGCAUUCGCAUUGUCAACUCCCAGAACAUCUACAUGUACGGAGGCGGGUUGUACAGCUUUUUUGACAACUAUGAUCAGAAGUGCUUAGAAACCAAUUCUUGUCAAGAGAACAUGGUGGAUAUCCGCUGCUCCGCCAACAUCAACCUCUAUGGAUUGACCACCAAGGCGUCGACAAACAUGGUCAACGUGAAUGGACAACCAGUGGCGCUCCAGUCAAAUCAUACCAACAUGUUCGGCCAGACGUUGAUGUCAUUUGAGGUCUAA